AUGUCGCAAACUGUCGGCCUGACCCGACUCUCCUACUCCCGGGUAUGGCACCAUGUCUCUGCUGCGGCCCCCCACGAGACUCUCUCCACGCAGCCCGGCGUCACACCCCCUUCCCUCGGCCGCCUGGCCAGUCGCAUCGCCGUGCUGCUGAUGGGCAAGCACAAGCCGACCUGGGACCCGUCAACGGACUGCGGCGACUACGUCGUCGUGACCGACUGCGCGGCCCUGCACGUCACGGGACGUAAGAAGUGGCAGAAGACGUACUACCGACACAACACCCGCCCGGGAUCCCUGCGGCAGGUGACGAUGGACGUGCUGAUGGAGAAGCACGGUGGUGCCGAGGUUCUGCGCAAGGCGGUUAGCGGAAUGCUGCCCAAGAACAGGCUCCGUGACAAGAGGCUGGCGAGGCUCAAGGCCUUUGAGGGAGAGGCGCACCCGUACAAGCAGAACAUUAUCCGGUUCGGUGACGUUCCUGUUGGUCAGCACGGGUGGGAGGAGCAAGUUCAAGCCAUUAGGGAAGCAGGCUCGAAGAGGAUAUAA
This is a messenger RNA of Colletotrichum truncatum, 540 nucleotides long. RefSeq names its product mitochondrial 54S ribosomal protein uL13m. Gene Ontology annotation, biological process: negative regulation of translation; translation. Lineage: Eukaryota; Fungi; Ascomycota; Sordariomycetes; Glomerellales; Glomerellaceae. Gene Ontology annotation, cellular component: ribosome; mitochondrial large ribosomal subunit. The record is from RefSeq and is a predicted model, not a curated record. Gene Ontology annotation, molecular function: structural constituent of ribosome; mRNA binding.